Chlamydomonas reinhardtii is the source of this 2284-nucleotide messenger RNA. RefSeq lists its product as uncharacterized. The transcript has 13 exons. Bases 108 to 1724 code for a protein of 538 amino acids. NCBI's taxonomy places the organism in Eukaryota, Viridiplantae, Chlorophyta, Chlorophyceae, Chlamydomonadales, Chlamydomonadaceae. The record is from RefSeq and is a predicted model, not a curated record. Gene Ontology annotation, cellular component: membrane; cytoplasm. Gene Ontology annotation, molecular function: scavenger receptor activity.
GCUACCGCGGCACCCCGCCCGACCCCGCCGCUGAGCCCGACUACUUCCGUGUGUGGUUGUGGAACCUGACCAACCUGCCCGACGUGCGCCGGGGAGCCAAGCCGCGCAUGGAGGAGGUGGGCCCGCUCACCUACAUCAAACACAGGGUCAAGGUGGACGUGUGGUGGGACCGCCGCGGCCGCGUGGCAGUCAAGGAGUGGGACUACCACACCUUCCAGCCGCAGCUGUCUGUGCCGCUGGACCCCAACGCCACCAUCACCACCCUCAACCUGCCGCUGUUGGGGGCGCUGGAGCUGCUGCACGCAUACAGCGCCUCCAUGCCCUCCGUGCGGCCGCUGCUGGACGUGUUGGUGGGGGUGCUCAGCGGCUGGCGCGACGCCGACCACGUGGACGGACUGUUCGCGCGCCGCAGCCCGCACGAGCUGCUGUGGGGGUACGAGGACCUGCUGCUGCAGCGGCUGCAGCUGCUGCUGGGCCCGGCCUUCAUCCCCUCCACACGCGUGCAGCUCAUACCCAACGACACCUCGCCCGAGGACGUGCGGGCACACCAGCCCUCCAACCUCCUGGACACCGGCUGGCGGCCGGCGGGCUACGAGCCGGACGCGGCCGGCGGCGACACCAGCGCGGCCGUGGAGCCCGGCGGCUCUCCCGCACUCCCGGCGGCUCGGGACACAGGGCCGGACCCGGCGGGGCGCCGGCGCGGCGCCGGACGCCAGCCGCGCGCGUUUGUGAACGAGCGCAAGAUUUGGAAUAUCGAGAGAGAGGCGGGUUGGGUCAACGUUUCCAGCUGGGGACCCAACUGCACCGAAAAGGUCCGCGGCACGGACGCGUUUCAGUUCCGGCCAGCGCUGCAACGCAAUGAGUCGCUGAGGGUUUGGAUCACGGAGCUGUACAGGUCCGCGGUCCUGUUGUACAAGGGGGAUGUGGAGCUGCAUGGCGUAAAGCUCUACCGCUUCGAGCCAGACCCGCGUGAGGGCGAUCCGGACCCCUGCCGCCACCAGACCAUACGCGGCCUCGCCAACGUGACGGUGCCCACUGCCGUGGGGCCCAACGGCAACGGCAGUGAUGCCAACGCCGCCGCACACGGCGUGCGCCUGCUCAUGAGCCUGCCGCACUUCUGCGCGGUGGACCCGGCUGUGUCUGCCGCGCUGGAGGGCGUGGAGUGCGACCGCAGCCGCCAUGCCACCUUCCUGGAUGUGGAGCCAAACACAGGUGUGACCAUGCGCGCCGCCAAGCGGCUGCAGCUGAGCUCGCAGCUGUCCGACACGGCGCGGGCGGUGCUGGAGCCGGGCAUCGGAGCGCCGCUGCUACUGCCGGUGUUCUGGGCGGAGGAGGCGUCGCAGGUAUCGGAGGCGCAGGCGGCGGCGUUCCGGGGCUCCGUGUACCGGGUGCAGGGCUGGGUGGCGGCGCUGCGAGCGUGGGCGCUGCCGGCGGCGGCGGUGGCGGCGGUGCUGGCAGUGGCGGCCGGCGGCGCCGCCGUGGCGGCAGGGCGGCGCGAGAGGCGGCGGCAGGAGGAGGAGGAGGGGAGACCCGUAGCGGGGCGGGGUGGAGGAGAUGAAGAGCGCGGGGGGGAGGCAAGCGCGGAUGAUGAGGUGUCGGGGGUAACGGCGGCGGCACCGGGCCUUUUGCCGGGCGGCGGCGGUGGCGGUAGCGCAGAUAGCGGCGGCAGAAGCAACGGCGGGGGCGCAGGACUGUCCCAGCCACUGCUUUCAGAAGGGCAGUAGUAGCAUCUAGAUGUUAUGGAGCUUGGCCGAUGGGUGUCAAUGCGCGUGUCGCGCGCAGCUGACGAGGAGGAGCAAAGGUACCCACGUGCGCGCCGUGGUCGUGGCGGGCGAGUGGCGUCUGCUCAUGUGAGCACGAGGCAGCGUCUUGUAGCGUCUCUUGCCCAUGGCAGCUCCUUUGUGCGUGAGCGCGAGGUUGCGCGUGGCGUCGCCGCUCGGUAUAAACAAUGCGGCACAAAUCCACAAGUUCGUAGUCGCAUGCAGGAGAGAUAUUGUUUGGGUGCUUUACGUGGGGUUGCGAGAACUGAAGGGUUGCGCAGGUGGUUGACGCGGGCACGUGGUCGUCGUGGCGGCGGCUGGGGAGGCCUCCCCGCUCGGCGUUGGUGCGCACAGCACACGGCGGUACCCGUGGCGGUGGACGGCCGGGCGUUGGUGGGGCUUGGACCUAGGUGGGCCUGUGCGUCACGCGACGCCACACCGUUUUGAGCCAACUCGCAAUACAACUGUGAGUGUUUCAAUGAGAGCUUUACCAGGAAAGUUGACAGUUUACCAGUCUGGCGUAU